AUGCCGCAGCAGAAGCAGCAACAGCAGCAACAGCGGCAGCAACAACCCCCAAUUCCCAUCUCCAUCACCAUCUGCGGCGACGGCGGCUGCGGAAAAUCUUCCAUUACCUUGCGCCUCGUCCGCUCGCAAUGGACGUCCGAGUAUGACCCGACCAUUGAGGACUCGUACUCGAUCACACGUCGCAUCGACGGUCACACCUACCACCUUGCGCUGACCGACACGGCCGGCCAGGAGGAGUACCGCGGCAUGUGGGCAUCGUCAAACCUCGGGGCCGAUGCCUUCCUCCUCGUCUACGAUAUCACCUCCAAGGACUCGCUCGACGCCCUGCAGUAUUUCAACGACCUCAUCGACAUGGAGACCGAGACGCGCCACGACAAUGCCGAGCGCGCGCGGCGCGCUGGGCUGCCGGCCGGCUAUUCGAGAGUCCAUCCCGGUUCGGGCUCCGGCGCUAAGACCGUCGCCCCCGUCAAGAUUGUCGCCGGCAACAAGUGUGAUCUGCAGGAGAGCCGCGUCGUCCCUGCCGCUGCCGGCCUCGACUGGGCCCGCCGGCGCGGCUGCGGCUUCAUGGAGACGAGUGCCCGGCUCGAGGUCAACAUUGAGGAAACGUUCGCCCUCAUUGUGCGCCGCGUCGUCGAGGCGCGCCGCUUGGCCGACCUCGGGCUCGAUCAGUCCCACAGCAUGGCACUCGACCGGCGCGGCAUGACGAAGCCGCUGAGCCCGCUACCGGGAACCGGGACAGGCGAGGCAGGCGAGGUUGACGACUCGAGCAGCAACGAGAAGAGGGCGCCUGGGCUGCGGGGGCCGAACCUGCACGGCGACCGCGUGGGUAGGGGACAGGGCUCCAUCUGGAAGAAGCUGCGGUGCUGGUGA
Verticillium nonalfalfae is the source of this 870-nucleotide messenger RNA. RefSeq lists its product as uncharacterized. The coding region runs from base 1 to 870 and encodes 289 amino acids. Gene Ontology annotation, biological process: signal transduction. NCBI's taxonomy places the organism in Eukaryota, Fungi, Ascomycota, Sordariomycetes, Glomerellales, Plectosphaerellaceae. The record is from RefSeq and is a predicted model, not a curated record. Gene Ontology annotation, molecular function: GTP binding; GDP binding; GTPase activity. The transcript has a single exon. Gene Ontology annotation, cellular component: plasma membrane.